AAGUUCAUUUGAUUUUGUCGUUUGCCAAAUUCCAAACGAGAGAAUAACUAUACAAUCCAAGCUUGACGGAGGCGGAGGACUGACAUUAAAAGAAUCCAACACAGGCGCGACACCAAAAACCAUAACGGAAAAAAUAACCCCAAAAUGCCAACAACAAAAACAAAAACAGCAGCUGCUACAUUAUUAUUCUUCCACAAUGAUCAUUCAAAUCCCUCUCUGUAAACCCUAAAUUUCUCUCUAAUUCCUCCACAUUUCAUCAAAUUCGCCGCAGAUUCGCCCCUAUGGAGGCCUUGAUUGAGCUUUGUGACCUAAUCUCACAGAAUCCCUCACAAUUCAACGAUAAGCUGACGUGGAUUUGCAAUCGAUGUCCGCAGCCGGACUUUUUCCACUCCUCCACCGGAUCAUCGCCGUCGCCUAGGGUUUCCCGCCCUCAUCUCAACGCUAUUCUCGCCGUUUCUAGAUUUCUGUCUAAAUCCGCCUCCGACACGACCGAUCAUAGACCUCAGGCCAUUGUUCUCGAGUUUUUCCGGUUCAUUCCGACGUCGUUUUCUCCGUCGUUCUGGCCUCAGUCGUUCUCUAUUGACUCGAUCUCUUCUUUUUUUGUCGACUUUUUAGGCUAUAUCUCGCAAGCUGCAAAACUAUCGCCUGAUUUCGCCAACGAGAUUCAAUCGUUCUUCGGCGACGUCGUUUUAGCUGCCGUCAAUGCUUACUACAACGUUGACAAUUAUAAAAGUAAUAAUGAUAAUGAUAAUUCCACUGAGAAUUUCGCUAUUUCCAAGACGUUCAUGCUCGCUUUAACAAAGCAUUUCCCGCCUAUUUCUCCGUCUGAUGCUGAGAAAUUAAUCACCUGUCUUCUCGAUCAGUUUGAUGCCGUUCCAGCUUCUCCGAAAGAACGGCUGAACUCUGAAACGACGUCGUCUCAAAGCUCUCCGUUAAAUGUUCAUAAUGAGAAUGGUAAUAGGCAAAGUAAUGAAAUUACGAUUUCGAGUCCGGCGAACGAUUUGAGCCAGGCGUCGGGAGGAUCGUCGAGCAAUGCGAGUGUGAUGUCGUCGCUGAUGAUGAAUGGGAGUCAUAACUUUAACAAUGGGACAAUGUGGAAGAGUGGGUUUGAUUCUAUGGGGAUGAGUAGUUUUGUUGGGUUUAAUAGUGAUGGGUUUAGGCAACAUGUUGCUUCAUUUGAAGAAGAGAAUGUAGAUGGAUUAGAAAAGCAAGUUUUUGCGUUUAAGUUAAUUGCUCAUGUUUUGGAUCAUGUUAAAAUUGAUAAUGCUCUUUUGAUGAGAUUAAGGUCUAUAGCGAAAAAACAGCUUCAGUCUCUUUCGGCUUUUCUUAAGAUACGGAAGCGGGAUUGGACUGAACAGGGGCACCUUCUAAAAUCUAGAGUCAAUGCUAAAUUGUCUGUUUAUCAAGCUGCAGCGAGUAUGACACUCAAGAGUCUUGCAUCCAUUGAUGCAGAUGGGAAAACGUCUAAAAGAUUAGUACUCGAGACUCUUGCAUUGAUGAUAGAUGCUGCAGACGCAUGUUUGCUAUCUGUGUGGAGAAAGUUGAGAAUUUGUGAAGAAUUAUUCAGUUCUCUCCUCAGUGGCUCUGCUCAUAUUGCUGUCACUAAAGGAGGUCAGCCAUUGCGUGUUCUGCUUAUUCGCCUUAAGCCUCUUGUGCUGACAGCAUGUGCACAGGCUGACACUUGGGGUGGAGGCCAGGGAGCCAUGUUUGAGAGUGUGACGAAAACAAGUUGUCAGAUAAUUGAAUCUGGCUGGAUCAAGGACCGUUCACCUGUUGACACAUUUAUUAUGGGAUUAGCCACAAGCAUUCGUGAACGAAAUGAUUAUGAUGAACAGGUUGGUAAGGAGAGGCAGGGAGUUCCACCUGUGCAGCUGAAUAUUAUACGUCUGCUAGCUGAUCUAACUGUUUCUGUUAGGAAGCCUGAAGUGGUAGACAUGAUACUGCCGCUUUUUAUUGAAAGCUUAGAAGAGGGUGAUGCUUCAGCUCCUGGUUUAUUGCGACUCCGUCUGCUUGAUGCAGUCUCUCGCAUAGCCAGUUUAGGUUUUGAGAAGUCAUAUCGUGAGACUGUUGUUUUGAUGACGAGAAGUUAUAUGAGUAAAUUAUCAGCUCUAGGAUCUGCUGAAAGCAAAACAUUGGCACCUGAAGCUACUACAGAACGUGUUGAGACUCUUCCUGCAGGAUUUGUUCUGGUUGCUAAGGGACUUACAAAUACAAAAUUGCGAUCAGACUAUCGUCAUCGUUUGCUUUCUUUGUGCUCAGAUGUAGGCUUGGCUGCUGAAUCUAAAAGUGGAAGGAGUGGAGCAGAUUUUUUGGGACCUCUGCUUCCCGCUGUUGCUGAAAUAUGUUCAGAUUUUGAUCCUACUGCUGGUGUGGAACCAUCGCUAUUAAAGUUAUUCCGAAAUUUAUGGUUCUAUAUUGCUCUUUUUGGGUUAGCACCCCCUAUUCAGAAAAGUCAAAUGCCAACAAAGUCAGUUUCAACCACGUUGAAUAGUGUGGGAAGCAUGGGUGCAAUUGCUCUUCAGGCAGUUGGUGGACCAUACAUGUGGAAUAUGCAAUGGUCUUCUGCUGUUCAGCGUAUUGCACUGGGGACUCCUUCUCUAGUUGUUAGCUCUGUCAAAUGGCUUGAAGAUGAAUUGGAACUUAAUGCCCUCCACAACCCUGGAAGCCGUCGUGGUAGUGGCAAUGAGAAAGCAGCUGUGACCCAAAGAGCUGCUCUUUCAGCUGCCUUAGGAGGGCGAGUUGAAGUUGCAGCAAUGAGCACAAUUUCAGGUUUAAAAGCAACAUAUCUUCUUGCUGUUGCCUUCUUGGAGAUUAUUCGAUUCCGCAGCAAUGGUGGCAUUCUUAAUGGUGGUACUGGUUUGACAGCUUCUAGAAGUGCGUUCAGUUGUGUCUUUGAGUACCUAAAAACUCCAAAUCUUAUGCCAUCUGUCUUUCAAUGUUUGACGGCAAUUGUCCACAGGGCAUUUGAAGCAGCAGUAUUGUGGCUGGAAGAUCGAGUAAGUGAAACAGGCAAAGAAGGUGAAAUCAGAGAAUCAACUCUUUUUGCUCAUACUUGCUUCCUCAUCAAAACCAUGUCACAGAGAGAGGAACACAUCCGAGAUAUAACUGUUAACUUGUUGAGUCAACUUAGAGAUAAGUUUCCCCAGGUUUUGUGGAAUUCAUCCUGCUUAGACACUCUACUAUUUUCAGUCCAUAAUGAUGCGUCUUCUACUGUUGUUAAUGAUCCUGCAUGGGGAGCGACAGUUCGUUCUUUAUAUCAAAGAAUUCUCAGAGAAUGGAUCAGCAUAUCACUUUCCUAUGCCCCAUGCACUAGCCAGGGUCUGCUUCAGGAAAAGCUGUGCAAAGCAAACACUUGGCAAAGUGCACAACCUACAGCUGAUGCGGUCUCGCUUUUAACUGAGAUACGUAUUGGCACUGGUAAAAAUGAUUGGACAGGCAUACGAACUGCGAAUAUCCCGUCAGUCAUGGCUGCAGCGGCUGCCGCAUCAGGAUCAAACUUAAAAUUGACAGAUGCUUUCAAUUUGGAGGUACUCAGUACUGGCAUAGUUAGUGCAACAGUUAAGUGUAACCAUGCCGGAGAAAUUGCUGGCAUGAGAAGGCUGUAUAACAGCAUUGGUGGAUUUCAACCUGGUAGCACACCAAGUUUUGGUAGUGGUCUCCAGAGAUUGAUAUCUGGAGCUUUUUCUCAGCCGCCAAUACCUGAGGAUGAUUCAUUCAAUGAAAUUUUACUUAAUAAGUUUGUCCAUCUUCUUCAACAAUUUGUUAGCAUCGCAGAGAAAGGCGGGGCAGUGGACAAGUCGCAGUUUCGUGAUACUUGUUCUCAGGCAACUGCAUUACUUCUAUCAAAUAUGGCUUCUGAUUCAAUAUCUAAUGUAGAGGGUUUUGCUCAACUUCUACGCCUUCUAUGCUGGUGUCCUGCUUAUAUUUCUACACCAGAUGCAAUGGAAACAGGUGUUUUCAUUUGGACUUGGUUGGUUUCAGCUGCACCCCAACUGGGGUCUCUUGUUCUUGCUGAGCUUGUUGAUGCAUGGUUAUGGACUAUUGAUACAAAACGAGGCCUCUUUGCUUCUGAGCUGAAGUACUCGGGACCGGCUGCAAAAUUGAGACCUCAGCUUGCUCCUGGGGAACCAGAAUUGCCACCUGUGAUUGAUCCUGUUGAACAAAUAAUGGCACAUAGAUUAUGGCUUGGAUUUUUGAUUGAUCGGUUUGAGGUAGUUCAUCACAAUAGCGUUGAGCAACUCUUGCUUCUCGGACGCCUAUUACAAGGAACCAUGAAAUUGCCAUGGAACUUUUCACGCCACCCAGCAGCUACUGGAACAUUUUUCACUUGCAUGCUUCUGGGGCUCAAGUUCUGCUCGUGCCAAAGCCAGGGGAACUUGCAAGGUUUCAAAUCAGGGCUUCAACUACUUGAAGACCGAAUCUAUAGGACCUGUUUGGGAUGGUUUGCUUUUGAGCCUGAAUUGUAUGACAUUGACAAUAUGAAUUUUACACAAAGUGAGGCUCAGUCUGUCUCUAUCUUUCUUCACUAUCUUUCUAAUGAGCGGAUAGAUUCUCAAUCUGGUGCAAAAGGACGCGGGCAAGAGAAUGGAAAUCCGUUGGCUGACAUGAAUGAUCAAUAUCAUCCUGUCUGGGGCCAAAUUGAGAAUUAUGUCGUUGGAAGAGAAAAACGGAAACAGCUGCUCUUGAUGUUAUGCCAAAAUGAAGCUGAUAGGCUGGAAGUUUGGGCACAACCUACCAACUCAAAGGAAAGCACAUCCGGUCCUAAAAUUAGCUCAGAAAAAUGGAUUGAGUAUGCUAGGACUGCUUUCUCUGUGGAUCCUCGGAUUGCGUUGUCGUUAGUCUCAAGGUUUCCCACCAAUGUUUCUCUAAAGGCUGAAGUUACUCAUCUUGUUCAGUUGCAUAUCUUGGAAAUCCGUUGCAUACCUGAAGCAUUGCCAUAUUUUGUCACCCCAAAGGCUGUUGAUGAAAAUUCAGUGCUUCUACAGCAACUACCACACUGGGCUGCUUGUUCAAUUACACAAGCUCUGGAGUUCCUCACUCCUGCAUACAAGGGUCAUCCACGUGUCAUGGCAUAUGUUCUCAGGGUUUUGGAAUCAUACCCUCCAGAGUGUGUGACAUUUUUCAUGCCACAGUUAGUGCAAUCUCUGAGAUAUGAUGAAGGGAAAUUAGUUGAAGGAUACCUGCUGAGAGCAGCUCAGAGAAGUGACAUAUUUGCCCAUAUCCUUAUAUGGCAUCUACAGGGGGAAACUUGUGUAUUAGAAACGGGAAAAGAUGCUGCCUCUGGAAAGAAUAAUUCCUUUCAAUCCCUGUUACCUGUUGUUCGGCAACAUAUCAUUGAUGGUUUCACCUCAAAGGCCCUGGAUGUGUUUCAAAGGGAAUUUGACUUCUUUGACAAAGUCACAUCUAUUUCUGGUGUUCUCUUUCCACUUCCGAAGGAAGAGCGUCGGGCAGGGAUCCGAAGGGAAUUGGAGAAAAUUGAAAUGGAGGGAAAUGACCUAUAUUUACCAACUGCUCCAAACAAGCUUGUCAGGGGUAUUCGGGUAGACAGUGGAAUACCUUUACAGUCAGCAGCAAAAGUUCCUAUAAUGGUGACAUUUGAUGUGGUUGACCGGGAUGGGGAUCAGAAUAUUACAAAACCCCAAGCUUGCAUUUUCAAGGUUGGAGAUGAUUGUCGACAAGAUGUUCUUGCACUACAAGUUAUAUCACUUCUUAGAGACAUUUUUGAAGCAGUUGGACUUAAUCUCUAUGUGUUUCCUUAUGGAGUUCUUCCAACAGGCCCAGAAAGGGGUAUUAUAGAGGUUGUGCCUAAUACUCGAAGCAGAAGUCAGAUGGGUGAAACAACAGAUGGUGGUUUGUACGAGAUUUUUCAGCAGGAUUUUGGGCCUGUAGGCUCUGCUAGUUUUGAAGCUGCUCGUGAGAAUUUUAUCAUUAGCAGUGCUGGUUAUGCAGUUGCCAGUCUUCUGCUCCAGCCUAAGGAUAGACAUAACGGGAAUCUUCUUUUUGACAAUGUGGGGAGGCUUGUUCAUAUUGAUUUUGGUUUUAUCUUGGAAACAUCACCUGGUGGGAAUAUGCGCUUUGAGAGUGCACACUUUAAGCUGAGCCAUGAGAUGACUCAAUUGUUAGAUCCAUCUGGUGUUAUGAAGAGUGAAACCUGGUUACAGUUUGUAAGAUUGUGUGUCAAGGGUUACCUAGCUGCCCGUCGUUAUAUGGACGGGAUAAUCAACACUGUGGCGUUGAUGUUAGAUAGCGGAUUACCCUGUUUCAGUAGGGGUGAUCCAAUUGGAAAUCUUCGCAAGAGAUUUCAUCCCGAAAUGAGUGAGCGGGAAGCUGCAAAUUUCAUGAUUCGCGUGUGCACGGACGCCUAUAACAAGUGGACUACUGCGGGCUAUGACUUGAUACAGUAUCUGCAGCAAGGCAUUGAGAAGUAAACUGAAAUUACAGAGUAUAAAUUGUACAUGAUUGUUUGUAAUUUUGUAAUAUUUUUUCUUAGGGUUACAGCUUCAAUUCUUUCAAGGGGAUUCCUCCAUGAAAACCCGAGUUAAAAGAUCUUAGAAACGGCUCUUCUUUGUGACAUAAAGGCGGAAUUCCAUGGUUGUUUGUAAAAGUACAGGUGUUUAUCCUUAUUUAUUAAUGAAAUUCACAAGAUCCUAGCAAGUAGAAA
This is a messenger RNA of Mercurialis annua (annual mercury), 6661 nucleotides long. RefSeq names its product phosphatidylinositol 4-kinase alpha 1. Gene Ontology annotation, biological process: phosphatidylinositol phosphate biosynthetic process; phosphatidylinositol-mediated signaling. The transcript is spliced from 26 exons. The coding region runs from base 282 to 6428 and encodes 2048 amino acids. Gene Ontology annotation, molecular function: 1-phosphatidylinositol 4-kinase activity. Lineage: Eukaryota; Viridiplantae; Streptophyta; Magnoliopsida; Malpighiales; Euphorbiaceae. Gene Ontology annotation, cellular component: cytoplasm; plasma membrane. The record is from RefSeq and is a predicted model, not a curated record.